AUGGCAGAGCUUUAUCAUGACAAACACGUUUAUGAUGUAACAAAAUUUGGUGCCAAGCCCAAUGCAGAUAUUAGUAGACAGGCUAUAUUGACUGCUUGGAGAAUGGCAAGUGGAACGAGAACUGCAAGCACAAUUAUAAUUCCUGCGGCCACAUUUUCGUUAAGUCAGACUACCAUCGUUGCACCACAAGAUAGCAGAAACACUGAUGGGACUCCACAUUGCACGUACAAGCAACAUAAAGUCCUUGAUUCAAAAAUAGGAACCGGGGAUGACUGCAUAUCAUUUGGCGAUGGUGCCCAACAUAUUCACAUUGAAAAGGUGAAAUGCGGACCUGGUCAUGGCAUCAGCAUUGGAAGUCUCGGCAAGUACCCAAAUGAACAACCUGUUUCUGGAAUUACAGUUAAGGACUGCACCCUCACUGGGACAAUGUAUGGAGCAAGAAUAAAAACAUGGCGUGGAUCCCCUCCUAGCACCGCCUCUGAUAUUCAUUUUAACGGUAUUACCAUGGACAAUGUUGCAAACCCCAUCAUCAUCGAUCAAGAAUACUGCAACGCAAGAUUUAAAUGCCCAGCUAAGCCUCCAUCAAAAGUUCAGAUCAACAAAGUGAGCUUCAAAAACAUUAAAGGCAGCUCCUCAACCCCGGCUGCUGUCAAGCUUGUUUGUAGCAAUGAUGUGCCAUGCGUGACAUUGAGCUGA
Cornus florida is the source of this 696-nucleotide messenger RNA. RefSeq names its product polygalacturonase-like. Gene Ontology annotation, molecular function: polygalacturonase activity. NCBI's taxonomy places the organism in Eukaryota, Viridiplantae, Streptophyta, Magnoliopsida, Cornales, Cornaceae. The transcript is spliced from 5 exons. Bases 1 to 696 code for a protein of 231 amino acids. The record is from RefSeq and is a predicted model, not a curated record. Gene Ontology annotation, biological process: carbohydrate metabolic process.